Messenger RNA from Aedes albopictus (Asian tiger mosquito), 1769 nucleotides. RefSeq lists its product as uncharacterized. The record is from RefSeq and is a predicted model, not a curated record. NCBI's taxonomy places the organism in Eukaryota, Metazoa, Arthropoda, Insecta, Diptera, Culicidae.
UUUCACAUAAAAAUAUUUCCGCCGUAAGUUGGAAUUCGGUCAGUCUCCUCAACUCACAUGCUUCCUCUCUAGAGACUCAUCUUUGGUAGUUUCGUUAAGCCAGUCAGUCAGCCAACAUCAUUAGUGAAACUCUUCUGAAUGAAAGUCACGAAUCCAACAUAGCAUCUAAUAGUUUGCAGCAUCGUUCAAUAAUAGUUUCUAGUCUAAGAAAACAAACAUCAAAAUAUUCAUCACAAAAGCAUCUGCGGUGCUCUUUCGCGCUAUGGCCCCUACAAUUCGCGGAUACCGCACGAUAUCGAUCUCGCUGCCGCACAAAACACCUCAAGUUCAAUCGAUUCCUCGCAAGUCACAGCAUCAACGCGCGACGGACGGCAAGAAUUUUUCCACAUCGUAAAAACAAGAUUUCAACCACAUUCUUCAGUCGUUCAGUUGCUGCUGCUACUGCUAGAACCGGCGCGGAACGAUCUUCGAUGGUUGCAGAGCGUGUGUUUCGGGUGUAGAUCGCCGCGCGCGCAGUAGGCUGGCGCGGUUUGGAAGAUCAACAGGCAGUCAGUGCCUACUGCGGAGUAUAGUGUAACCAUGGUGAGGUGGCAGUAUUAUUCACAGCAUCGCGUCGUCGCCGCUUGCUGAGACCGGGAUGGGAAGGACGGAUGUGAGCAGUUUGAAAAUGUGAGCGCACGCAAUUAGGCGUGGAACGGUUCUCUUCUUUCCGAAUGGUACCUUCACCUGAACGUGCAAGUGUAAAUGGGCUUCUGCAGGAAAUAGGCAUAACUGAAUUCCGUUUUUUUAUUCGUGCUGAUGGGAUGAAGAAUUUCGAAAAGCCGGAAGAAAAACAAGUUCAUUGUGGUGUCCAAAAAAGGUGGAAAUCCGUCGCAAUUAUAACGAGCGAUGAAGCAAGUGAUCUGUGGUCUCAUCAAGUAUCGAAAUUGUGGGUAAUGCAUGUAGGUGUGUUCCAAUGAAGUGAAACGAGUUUCGUGUCGUUAUAGAUGAAUCCAUGAAGACGUAGAAAACCAAUUGUGCUAAGGUGUUCCAGAUGUGCUCAUUAGUGGAGAUGAAAGUGCUUAAUAUGAAUGUAGUUGAAGCAGCAUCAUUAUUACUAGCAAAACGAGAGGAGCAACAGUGCCAGUGGCUGCAGCAUCAGUACUUCAAAUUCCGUUAUAGUGAAAAUGUGAUCCACUGGGAACUGGAACGCGUUAAAUGCUGAAACACAUACACUCUGGCCCCGUGUCUGGUCAAAACAGAUCUACACGGGGUCUCAGCCGGGCGGCCCAACCGCUGAACGUGUCGACAGUGUCGGCCACUUCAGUGACACCGUCCUCGACGAAACACAUGAAUGGAGGACCGCCUAGGCUGUUGUCGUCAUUCAUAACUCCGCUGCCGUCGGUUUCGUCCAACAGCAACAAUCUCAAUGCAACAAACAAUAACAACUCAACAACGAACAACAACAUCCUGAGUAGCACCACUGUAAAUAUUAAUAAGGAUCGACUGGGCGCGCGAGAAGCUUUAACGAGCUUAGGAUUAUUAUGUUUAGUGUCUCUUUUGUUAGCUUUAUUAUCGUUAAUAUUUUUGUUGAAAAUUUCUCCCGGUGGCCGAGAGCCCCCGCCACCGACGGUUGGACCGGCAGUCUUGGAGGACUACGCGAUCGUCUACGACGUGACGCUGGCGCUGUGUGCCCUUUCGCUGUCGUUGAACCUGUGCUGCCUGCUGGUGUGUGCCAUCCAGUUUCUGUUUGCUGUUAAAUUAGUCCGUGCACCUGCAACUACCGGAAG